CGAGAGCGAUCGAAGUUAAAACGUGCUCGACAGUGAUCCAUACACGCUCGAGAGUGCCAGUGUUAGAAGGGGGUAUAAGUUAGACACACACGCAUGCGCGCUCGCAAGAAAAACUCACGUUACACGCACACAUGUCACAAAAGCGCGCACGCACAUACACCGUCUGGGAUUUUUCUCUCUUUCUGCAGACGGUAGGGCUCGUCCAACACUCCCAACACUCGCAGCUGGUGCCGACGACGAACAGGAGUGCACGUCCGUCCGCGGCCGCGGUGCGGGCCGUUGUGGCGGCAGUGGCUGCUGCGAACAGGAGCUGCUGCGCCGAGAGGAGGAGAAACAGAGGAGCCGUCGUCGGCGCUCACCGCGGAAAGAGGAGGAGGAGGAGGCCCGCCCCGAGAGACGCUCCUCGCCUUUUCUCGCCCUCUCCGCGCAUAAAAGCUGCCGGCUUCGACUUGCCGGGCUGCAUUCGGAGCGGGACCCGCGUGUGUCGUGAAAACGCGCACCGCACGCGCAACAAAAACAAAAAAAGAACGCAGCAACGUGCUGCACACCGAUGUCGUCCGCUGCACUAGCCCGUCGUCUCGCGCGUCAAGCCGCGGCCGGACUGGGCCGGCGCGCGCGCUCCAGUGACACCGCGGCCGCCGGCUGCCCAUUCCAUCGCGGCGGCGCGGCGCUGGAACCGGCGGCGCACCGCUCCUCCGCGGGAGCGGAGCAGGCGCCGUGGAGCGGAGCGGAACAGUACGUGUCCAAGAGGUCGGCGGCGCGGAAGCCCUUCACUUCGCUGCCCAGUCCCAAGGGGCUGCCCGUGCUGGGCACGGCGCUGGACGUGCUGCGGGCCGGAGGCGCGCCCAAGAUCCACGAGUACUGUGACCGGCGGCACCGCGAGCUGGGACCCAUCUACCGCGAGACGUUAGGCAGCGUGGACGCUGUCUUCGUGGCCGACAGUGCGCUCAUUCAGAAGGUGUACACCAACGAGGGCAAGUUCCCCAUGCAUAUGGUGCCCGAGGCCUGGCUCAUCUACAACGAAGUCAAAGGGAUUCAGCGCGGACUCUUCUUCAUGGAUGGCCCGGAGUGGAUCGACCGACGCCGAAGCCUCAACAACGUGUUCCUCAAAACCAAGACUGUCACGGACAACGUGCCCGUCUUCAACGACGUCAUCACGGACCUUUUGAAUCGGUGGCACGAAGCCCGCAACGACAAGGGCAUCUUGGAAAACGUCGAGCGUGAACUGUACAACUGGUCCAUAGAAUCGCUGGGUGCCAUGAUCUUUGGCCGGCGGCUGGGCUGCAUCGCGCACAACUCGAGCAUGGACAACGUGCACGAGUUCGUCCACUGCGUGCAGCAGAUUUUCAACGAGUCGGCCAAGAUGUCCAUGUUCUCGCCACGCCUCGCCUACCGUCUUCGGCUGCCCGUUUGGCGGCGCUUCGUCCGGGCGGCGGGACGGGCCCUCGAGCUCGCGAGGGACUACGUUGAGGAGAACGUGAAAGCAAUCGCCAAAGAUCCAUCGUCCGGUGCCCAGCACAACCAAGGCAUUCUAAGUCAACUCUUGCUGAACGAGAAAAUUUCGGAAGAAGAACUCGUCCGCAUCGUCACCGACCUCUUCCUGGCCGCUGCCGACACGACGUCACAUGCCACCCAGUGGGCGCUGUACCUUCUCGCCAAACACCCUGAGCAGCAGGAGCGGCUACUCCACUCGGUGCGUAGCGUGGUACCUGCGGGGCAGCCAAUCACAGAGGACUGCCUAGCGCGACUACCCUACGUCAAGGCGGUCAUCCGGGAGGCUCUACGGUUGUACCCGGUUGCACCAUUCCUGACGAGGAUCCUGUCCGACGAUAUUGUCCUGGAUGGAUACCACAUUCCCGCUGGGAAACUCAUCUUGAUGUCCCUGUACACGACGGGACGGGACGAACAGCACUUUUCGGAGCCGCACGCGUUCAGGCCCGAGCGAUGGCUGCGAGAUCGCGACCGCGCGGGCCAGGUGAACUCGUGGGCCUGCCUUCCGUUCGGCCUCGGCGCCCGCUCUUGCAUCGGACGCCGCGUGGCCGAGGUCCAGAUGCAGUUCCUCAUUGCACGGACGGUGCAAAAGUUCGAGCUGACGCCGAGCACCGACAAGGACGUCCAAAUCAAGAUGCGGCUCAUCACUACCCCAGAGGAGCCCAUCUCGCUACGGAUGACCCCUCGGUAGCGUCCCUGGUGUGGCUCGCCGACAGAAACGAGCGCGUCACAAGCGAUCCGAGUCGUCUGUGGCUUGGCGACGUCUACCCCGGCGCCACCGUCGGACUGAAUGCCGGCCGUCGUGGAGCGCCUGCCAGCACGACAUCCCGGAAGGCACCCGGCGUGCCGGUGGUCGCGUCGGCGUCACACGAGCUCGUUCUCUCGCCGCCAUGGGACGAGCGAACCGCCACUACCGCCAAAGACGAGGGCAGCCCAGCUGGGAUCAUGCCCGAAAACGCCACACACACACACACACACACACACACACACACACACACACACACACACAUACAAACACGGUGCCCGCGCGAGCGCGGCAUUGACGCCACUUCCGCUGGCCGGAAGUCAGGCCUAACGAGACUCCCUAUCUAUAUACGGCGUCGUGACCGCGCAUCACGAGUUGCAUGAGCCCUGCGUCACAACCAGACCUUUUGGCUUUUGCCGAUCGAUGCUCCUUGAACCCGUCGACCUGGCUGCGGGCGAGUGCAUUUGUUACCUGUGCUCGAACGAGGAGCAAUUACGGAGCCCUGGUCUCAGGCACACUACUUACGAAGGACGCAUUCUUUCUCUACAAGCAGUGCUGUAGUUUGUGUUUACGUCCAGAAACCGCGGUGAUGACCUAUUCGUUGUUUCUCUCGUGUAAAGCAACGUCAAAUUAUCGCCGGAAAGCUCAGUAGCACGCAGGGAAAGGGCUGUUUUUUCACGACACUUGUAUGGUCUCCCCUAUCGCCACAACUAAAAGGAUUGCAGCUAUAAAAGCAAAACAAGAGCUGCCGGAACUAAGUGCCUUCGUUGUGCACGGUAUGGCUGUCCCCUAUAUGUCCGCGUAACUUAUUCUUGAUCGAAUGACUGCGUCAUGGCAGGUUUCACAUCUAGCGAUACAAGUGCCUUCUUGCAGCCCGUCUUCCCUGAAAACACUCACCGGGCACUGAGCUUAGCCGACGCACACUGACGUUGCUUUCACUAAGCAAUAUGUGCCUCAUUCAAUAGCGCUUACUGUUUUUGCGUCCAUUUCUGUAAUGCACCGGAGUAUCUGCGCCUAGAACGCGCUAGGAGGCGUUGCAUGACAAGUUAAUAGCCGAUUUACCAAUAGAGGGUUGCAAACAUGUCCACAUAUUUACUGACCUUUAACCUUUUUCAUACUGGGAGCGCAAGUGCCCGCUCUUAACCAGUGUUGUUUAGUGAUGACCUUGACGAUGGCUAGUUCUGCAUACGCUCCUUUGAAUGGGUACUUCCCUCCAGGUUUCUUGCGAUGAACGAAACUCAUGCAUACUUGUUCAACACCACGAAAUUUCGAAGAAAUGCAAUACUAGCGUCUCUCAUUCCGAGCGUGUUGUUGCGAAAGAGCGCGCAUAAUUGUCCAGUAUCGUCACUGUGCGCGUUAAUGUAUUGUUCCAAUGAAUAUGUAUACAUUAACAGGUGAAAGCACUAGUCCGUUGGAGUCUGUUUGUGAUGUCUUGUGAACCAAGAUGGCGAAGAGUGACUGGUGCUAUUCGUAUGCCACAGAAUCCCAAAUAACGAUUUAUAACCACAAACGCAUGUUAUUUGUUCCUUCUCCUUUCUUUUUUUUUUUUUUUUUUGCCAGUACCUUUCACAAUACCCACUAACGACUCAAUUGUUACGAUCUCAUGCGUGUUCUUUUGAGAGGACAGCUCGCAGCCUUCAAUUGACGUUACUUGACGACAUUCUACCACCUCGCUCACUAAGGUUCAGGACGGGUCACGCCGGUUCAGAACCGUCCGGUUAUGCCGUUAAGUUCAAAACGCAAAGCGCCUUAAAAUGAGCGUUCUGUUCUGCGUUUCAUAUAUGCUGCCGCUUCCUGGUAGCUGAUAAUGAUCUCUCUUUAAAACUCGUUAGUUAGUAAAGUUGUUCGCCGUUUGAUCAGCCUUGAUUUGACUAGAGGCAAAGGUCUGAACACAAAAGAAAAGCCUUGGGCUCUAUGUAGUGUGUAAGAAUCCACUAAACAUUAGCUCUACUUUUUUUAAUACCUCCAGACGUCAGCGCGGGUAUCCGAAGCCAGCGAGUGCCGUUCGGCGUGUCUUUAUCUUCAGCAGCAGCAGCGCAGAUAAGCGUUGCUGCGUCUGAAGGUCGGACGACGUUAACUGCAGCAAAGAAAGUAAGAGAGUAGAAAAACGAAUUUCUCAGAAAUGAAUGCCAUCUGGGCCAGCUUACUGAGAAGACAUCGUUGUCCUUCACAACGAGUGGGUUGGAAAAUUACUACAGUUCCAUACAAAACCUUAGAAAUACUCUAACCAUAUUCAAAGACUACUAAAGUAUGCUUUCACGGCCUUUCCGAUACGAAGUAUUUGCGGUUCUUGUGCGUGGCAGACCUUUUCUUAACAAAGUUUAAUAGGUGAUCACAUGAAAGCUUUCUUCAUAAGGUCGUCACGUACGGUGUAUGUUUCUUCGGUAUUGACGUGGGGAAGGCACAUGAACGUCAUACGGUGGUUUCACUGUAAUCCUAAAAGCGGGAGGCUUUCCACACAUGCGCAGCAGCUUUCCCACAAGCUGAGCAUCUUAAAUGCUGACUACUGUUGUCCUCAUUUAAAAAUAGUAAAAAAGAAAAAAAAAAGAUGGCGUAGAAAGAAGCGCACAGCUUCGGAUCAUUCGUCACAAGCUUGCCAAGUCGUAUACUUGCCCGACGUGUUCGACAAUUUUGCGGGAGACCCGUUUCGUUUCCUUGUCGAUGUUUGUCCAUUUCUCGGUGUUUGUCGAGUAUUUAUUUCCUGACCUUGGUGUGUGUACACUUGAGGAGCCUUGAUCUCUACGGAGCGUUUUUGCGCUGACGUCUGUGUGUUCCUUGUUCAAUGUGCCCGUGUUUACACAAACACCUCUUGCGUCGAUCAAGCGUUCGUGUUAUCUCAUUCCCGUAUUACCUCCUUCGGUUCCUCGUUUAUCGGAAACAUCAAGUUUCUCGCUCAAGGCUGUCGAUGUGUGUCAAGCUUUGCGGCAUCACUAAUUCAGCAGGCAGCUCAGCUCAAGCGAUGCCGAUGCGUUGCCCUGAACUUUUAUGUCUUUUCUCUGACUUUCAUUCCUACGGCGUCGGUUGCCACAAGUCUCCACAUGACACUGGCAAGUUCUAUACAUAUAUAUACGCCUUUUUUACUUCUCAUCUCAGCAACUAACCACCUAAGAGUCACCACGCAUUCUGUCAUAACGUUCUUUCAUCGUCACAGAUUUUAUUGCACUGUAGACCUCGAAACAUACGCGCAGACACGUUAUUUUUAAAUUCUCUCACUUCAUCAUACAUUCUAUUUAUCUACUCAUCUUCAUACAUAUCAAUCAUAAAUUAAAACUCGCGACCGCAUGUGCAAAAUGUGUUUUUAAGGUUCUUCUUGGAAAUUUUCGGAACAGUUGUUGCCAACAUACACACACACGCAUGCACUGACACACACAGAAACACGUUUAAUGAGGCAAAUGUCUCGAACAACCCACCGACUUGAGUAUCACGCGCUCAGUGUUCAUCCUCUGUUUGUAUAGGAAGUUGCGACUGGUAUUGAAUAUGUCUUGUUAACCCGAGAUUCCUUGUGCGUUUACACAUAUUUUUGUACAGUUUUGAUGCCUUGACACUGUUUACUCUUGCCCACAGCUCUAUCAGGAGAUCAGUGCCACAUUGUACAAACUCUCGGGUUGGGGGUCAACCGUUGUCUGUCUCCUACAUCGCGCUCUGUGACCACUAACUUGUCGCGCCAGUGUUUUUUUCACUACAGAUGCCUGACACGUGCAAUCACAUUAUUAUUAUUUCCUUCUUGCAUCUGCUCACGUUUUACCCUCGUGUGAAAGAGAGCACUGUGAUUUUGUAUAAAUAUGAGCACUGCUUGCGCAGAUGCUACUUGCCCGUACGAUGCUGUCUGUACCUUAUUCACAGUGCCACAUGUCAUAUUAAGAUGCAAGGAACAAUCAAUGCACGGAACUGCAUGUGCACUUACACGGCGCUGUAGUCGGCCCAAUAGCCCGAGCAAUGCACCUCUCCACGCCACUUGUGUGCGCACAUAUUUUUUGUAUAAUAUGCGGUGUACAGUUUGCAGUGCACUGUGGUACUGUUGUGGGACAAAGCGCGUUUUUUUUUUUUUUUUCCUAACAUGGCCAGUCGACUUUUUUUUUUCUUCGGCGCGAAACAAACGAAUGAAAAUAAACGACCUUGCAUUUC
Messenger RNA from Dermacentor silvarum, 6361 nucleotides. RefSeq names its product cytochrome P450 315a1, mitochondrial-like (gene sad). Gene Ontology annotation, cellular component: mitochondrial inner membrane. NCBI's taxonomy places the organism in Eukaryota, Metazoa, Arthropoda, Arachnida, Ixodida, Ixodidae. Gene Ontology annotation, molecular function: heme binding; monooxygenase activity; oxidoreductase activity, acting on paired donors, with incorporation or reduction of molecular oxygen. Gene Ontology annotation, biological process: cholesterol metabolic process; C21-steroid hormone biosynthetic process; glucocorticoid biosynthetic process. The record is from RefSeq and is a predicted model, not a curated record.